Messenger RNA from Emericellopsis cladophorae, 2772 nucleotides. RefSeq lists its product as uncharacterized. Gene Ontology annotation, cellular component: nucleoplasm; protein phosphatase 4 complex. Bases 1 to 2772 code for a protein of 923 amino acids. NCBI's taxonomy places the organism in Eukaryota, Fungi, Ascomycota, Sordariomycetes, Hypocreales, Bionectriaceae. Gene Ontology annotation, molecular function: protein phosphatase activator activity. The transcript is spliced from 5 exons. The record is from RefSeq and is a predicted model, not a curated record. Gene Ontology annotation, biological process: DNA damage response; protein dephosphorylation.
AUGGAGUCUGAACGAUUGACUCCGAUUGAUUUUGCGCGCGUCCGCGGCUUCGCCCUCGGCGCACCCUCUCCAGAAAACGUGGCGGCGCUCACCAUCCUCUCCUCCAGCGACACAACCACCGAACUAUCCCUUCAGCAGCACCUCGACAUUGCUCCCGACCUGGUCGCAUAUAAUCACGACCUCCCUGCGGAGGGCGAUACCGAGCCUUUGAUGAUGGCACAGCCGGUGCCUCAUCACGCUACGGACAAGAAGCGCGUCAAGGUUUACGAACUCCGCAACAAUGACUGGUUCGAUCGCGGCACCGGCUUCUGCAUGGCGAAUCUCGUCCAGAAUGCCGAGGGCCGCAAGGAACCCAAGGUCAUCGUCGAGUCGGAGGACCAGCCAGAACGUUUGCUUCUAGAGACAAAAAUCCAUAAAGAGGAUAUGUUCCAGAAACAGCAAGAAACUCUCAUCGUAUGGACAGAACCUGUCAACGGGAUCGAUAUGGCGCUCAGUUUCCAGGAGUCCGAGGGCUGCUCUGCGAUUUGGAGAUUCGUGAGCAACGUGCAGCACGCGCUGCAGAACAAUCUUGGCGGAGUAGACGAUACGCUAUCUGAGGAUCUCGCGAUGGACGGGCCCCCCACAAUCAACCUCCCCGCUGCCGAGCUGGGCAACCUGAGUGAUAUCGAAACCAGUAUGCGCAUCAUGGGCUCUACUGUCAACGGCCGGGAAGCGCUCACCAAGACCAUCAUGGCCGAGGAUUACAUUGGCAAACUCAUUCCCCUCGUGGAGAUGGCGGAAGAUCUGGAGAGCCUCCAGGAUCUGCAUCGCUUGUGCAACAUCAUGAAGAGCAUCAUUUUGCUCAACGACACGUCCAUUAUCGAGCACGCCGUAUCCGACGAAUGCGUUUUGGGCGUGGUCGGAGCCCUCGAAUACGAUCCCGACUUUCCCAGCCACAAGGCUAAUCACCGUCAUUGGUUGGAUAACAAAGGCCGGUAUAAGGAGGUCGUCCCGAUCGAAGAUGAGGGUACAAGACGGAAGAUCCACCAAACAUACCGGUUACAAUACCUCAAGGACGUGGUACUGGCCCGUAUACUCGACGAUCCGACUUUUUCCGUGCUCAACUCAUUGAUCUUUUUCAACCAAGUGGACAUUGUGCAACACCUCCAGGGCAAUGCACAGUUCCUCAAGGAUCUUUUUGGCAUUUUCGCAGACCCAGACACCGAUGCCAGCUCAAAGAAAGAAGCGGUUCUGUUUAUCCAGCAAUGCUGCGCGAUCGCGAAGAAUAUCCAGCCGCCCUCGCGGCAGAACCUGUACAACAACUUUGUUUCCCACGGCUUGUUACAGGUCAUCAUCUACGGUCUCAAGCAUAGCGAUGUCGCUGCGAGGGUGGGUGCCACGGACAUCCUCAUUUCAAUAAUCGACCACGAUCCCCAGAUGAUCCGCCAGACAAUAUACCGACAGAUGAACGAAAAUCAGCCCCCAUUGACCGAUUCAUUGAUCGAGCUCUUGCUUGUCGAAGUGGACCUCGGAGUCAAAUCACAGAUCUCAGAGGCGAUCAAGGUUCUCUUGGACCAAGGCAUGAUGAUGCAGCAACAAAUGCCCGAAAAGUUCCAGCAGGCCGCGGCAAAUGGGGACUUUCAUGGGAGACCGAGGCCACAGGCGGAUCCUCAGCAGGAACUGUUCUUGCAGCAAUUCUACGAGCGCUCGGCUGCAAAGCUCUUCAAACCCCUGACAGACUUGGAAAAUCGAUCGGACAUGCAUUUCUCGGUCCAGCAGGCGUCCAUGUUCAGCUACCUGGUGGAGAUACUGUGCUUCUUCAUCCGCCAGCACCAUGCUCUCAGUCGAUAUUUUGUCAUGAACAAUGAUAUCGUGGCGAGAGUUGCGCAACUUCUCCAGUCGCCCGAGAAGUUUUUGCAGCUCGUUGCGAUCCGAUUCUUCCGUGCACUCAUCGGCAUGCAAGAAGAGUUUUUUAUCAACCACUUGACAGACAAGCGCAUAUUCGACCCUGUUCUCCAAGUGGUGUCAAAGGCCAUCUCCCGCGAUAACUUGCUCAGCUCUGCGUCGUUGGAGAUGUUCGAGUUUAUCAAAAAGGAGAACAUCAAGAAUCUAGUGAAGCACCUUGUCGAAAAUCACCGGGAGCAAUUGUUGAACCUGAGCUAUUUACAGACAUUCCGCGAGCUCCUUCAGCGGUAUGAUCACACGCAGGGAUACACCAUCAACAUGGAGCUGUUCCUCGAGACAGAUGAUGAGUCGGGAAGGAGGCAAGCCCCGAACUCGAGGAUGAUGGAGCACAUCACUAUGGAUCCCGCGGAAGAGGAGUACUGGAACACAUCAGACCCUGAAGACGAAGACGAGGGUCCUGAGCGCAUCGGGCAGAAGACGCUGGGGAGUAAUGGACCGAUGACACCCACCAAACCACUGGUUGACUACCCCUCGGACGAGGAAGGCGAUGAGAACGCCGACCCCAACGCUCGACAGCCAGGUGAUCUCUCACCGAGUAGCGAAAGCUCUGACUCGAGUGCAAGCGCCGGUGGCCCGCCAGAACGCAUUGCCGAGAAAAGGAGACGUGAGGAGGAUGAAGAGGACGAGAUCGACAAACUCAUGCAGAACAAACGGCGCAAUAGCACCUCGUCGUCAGGCUCGAGUGCGACAGUGUCGGCCAGCAUGGGUCGACGGCGGAAGAGCUUCAGUCCCAGCAGCGGCAACGGGGCGCCCAAGAAGAUCGCCAUCAGCCUCUCGCCGACUCUCAAGUCCGGCGCGGGCGACGCGAGGACGGACGGUGACGCGUGA